GUGCGUUUGCCUAUGUGACACAAUUACAACAACUUUGAGCCGCUGGUUGGGGGAAGUUUGCGAGCUUACUAAACAACUUUCUCAUUUAUAACCCCGCAUUACAUGAACUCCAUGCAUAAACCGGGACUGGAACACGCGCACUUUUGUUCACGUACAAUGGCGAGCGUGGAGGGGAACUUGAAAGGAUCGUUUCCUUGAGGAUUUGGCAAGAAUCACGCUACGCCCCGUUUUAAUCCUGGAUAGGUGCGCGACGGUCCCGCCGCCGCCGAGUUCCGCCGGAGUCGCUCGGUCCCGCUCUCCCUCCCGGUCUGUCUCCAUGAAAUCGUGCGGAGUGUCGCUCACGGCCGCUGCCCGGAGCCUCGGCGUUGCUGCUAAUGACGAGGAGAAAAUGGCGUCGGGAAAAGCGACCGAAAUCGAAGAGGACUUUCCGAAGCUAACAGCGCAGGAGAAGGAGAGCCUGGUGGGAGUUGACAGUUCACUGUUUGGAUUUCACGGGCUUCAAGAAGAUGGCGCCAGAACGAAGGCCUUGCUGUUAAAGGCUGUGAGCUGCUACGAUGGCCUAAUUCUGAAGGCAGAGGGCAAGGUGGACCCUGAUGUUUUCUGCCAGCUCGGCCACUUCAACCUCCUGCUGGAGGAAUAUCCAAAAGCAUUAUCUGCAUACCAGAGGUACUUCAGUUUACAGUCGGACUACUGGAAGAAUGCUGCCUUUUUAUACGGCCUUGGAAUGGUUUACUUCCAUUACAACGCCUUUCAGUGGGCAAUUAAGGCAUUCCAAGAGGUGCUUUACAUCGACCCAACGUUUUCCCGGGCGAAAGAAAUUCAUCUGAGACUGGGACUCAUGUUUAAAGUCAACACAGACUAUGAAUCCAGUUUUAAGCAUUUUCAGCUGGCAUUGAUCGACUCUAAUCUCUGCACUUUAUCCAAAGCUGAAAUUCAGUUCCACAUUGCUCAUUUAUAUGAAAUCCAGAAGAAAUACAAAGCAGCAAAGGAGGCUUAUGAGAGUCUGCUGCAGACUGAGAAUCUCCCUGCACAGGUGAAGGCCACCACACUGCAGCAACUCGGCUGGAUGCAUCACACAGUGGAGCAGCUGAGGGAUAACGAUGCUAAGGGCUGCUAUGCCAUCCAGUGUCUGCAGAAGUCUUUAGAAGCAGACCCCAACUCCGGCCAGUCCUGGUACCUUCUCGGCAGGUGCUACUCCAGUAUCGGGAAGGUGCAGGAUGCCUUCAUCUCUUACCGCCAGUCCAUCGAUAAGUCCGAGGCCAGCGCUGACACCUGGUGCUCCAUAGGUGUGCUGUACCAGCAGCAGAACCAACCUAUGGAUGCUCUGCAGGCCUACAUCUGCGCUGUUCAACUGGACCACAGCCACGCCGCUGCCUGGAUGGACCUGGGCACCCUCUAUGAGUCCUGCGGCCAGCUGCAAGACGCUAUGAAGUGCUACAUCAACGCGACGCGCAGCAAAGCGUGUCUCAACACCGCCGCCCUCGCUCAACGCAUUAAACUGCUGCAGGCUCAGUUGUGUAACCUACACCCAGGUAGUCUGCAGAAUAAGAGUAAAAUGCUUCCUUGUAUUGAGGAGGCAUGGAGCCUUCCCAUUCCUGCUGAGCUCACGUCCAGGCAGGGGGCCUUGAACACAGCACAGGCGCAGCAGGCUUGCAAGGGGGACGGAGGCCCGUCUGCCAGCAACCACACAGACCCACAGGCCAGUCCUGCCAAAAAGAAACGCACUGCCAGCCCGGCAAAGGGCGCUGUGGACUCGUUGGCAAAUGGAUCCAAUCAGCAGCAGAUCCCAGGCUGGUGUCUAACGCCACAGAAGCUUCAGCUGUUGAAUCAUUUACGGACCAACCGAGCCAGCCUCAAGCCCCCCCAGCUGCAGAUGCUCGAGCAGCUGGAGAACCAGUUCUCCCUCAUGCAUCAGCAGCAGAUGAGGCAGCAGACGAACGCAGGCGGCCAGCCGCGCUCCAGCCUUCCCAACGGCCCCUCAGCAGACCCCCCUCACACCUCCCCCUUCAACCACGCAGCCAGUCGGCCCCCUUGUGUGACGCAGCCCACGGCCAACGGAUCCGGUUCGCCAAGUCCUUCAGCAGGUCUGCCAGGACACCUGGAACUUAAAAACCACACGGCGGGGCUGGGAGGUGGUGGCGCGAGCAACGGAAACGUGCCUUACCCGCAGCAGAACUCUCUACCUCACACCUGCACAGCCAACAGUCAGCCCAGCGCCGCCACCAGCACUAAUACUAGUCCCAGUCCUGCAGACGAGACCUGGAGGAGCCAACAACGCAACACUACCACUCAGGGGCUUCAAAAAGGUCCAGGUUCACAUUCGGCAGGUCCUAAUGGAGAACCCCCCUUCUCUUCCUCUUCCCCCUCCUCCCAGACCCCCUUCUCCUCCUCCUCUGGCAUUCUGAAUCAGGUUGGACAUUGCUCUGGGCCCUGCACUGCCUCCUCCUCGGCCUCCUCCUUAUCCCCCACCUCCCCCCAGACAACUCCCAACCACUUGUCCUCGCCCCCCCACUCCGCUACUACCUCAGGGGUCCACACCAAAGACGCGGCGCCUUCCGAGGGCAAAAGCGGCAGCAUCGUCCCCGCUGCCGUUUUACCGUCGGGUCCCGAGGCCGCCGCCGGGCAUCAUGGAGGAGCACCACACAGUCCCGGCACCACCUCCCGGCAGGGAUUGACUAAUCACGUCCAGCCGCAGGUGACGGACCGCUCCGCCAGCCUGUCACAGCCUGCCUCUCCGGCCCCCGGAGCACUCAGUUCAGACAAUCCUCAACUCUCAGCCUUCGGAAAGGGAAAAGCCAAUGCUACCACUAACGACGACAAUAACCACAGUAACCACGGAGGGUCUUCCUCAGAGAAAAUCAACAACGUCCAUCCAGUUCUCCACGCCAAGCUGGACUCGGUGGCGUCCUCUCCUCUGUCGACCGCCCCGACACCCUCGCCGUGCUCAGCGGACCCUCACACCGCCAGCAGUCUCUCCUGCCUUAACAGCCCGUCCAACUCAAACAGCCAGGGGCCCACGCUCAACGGGAAGGGCCUGGAGGACUCCCAGAGCUCUCCGAAAGCAGAGCCUCAAAGAAAGACGCCCCCUGCUGGCCUGGCUCCGUGGUCUUCAGUUUCCAUCUACCCCAGCUCCAGCGACGUGCUCAAAGCCUGCAGGAACCUGGGCAAGAACGGCCUGUCGACCAGCAGCAUCCUCCUGGACAGGUGUCCGCCGCCGCGGCCGCCCGGCCCGCCCUCUCCUUCACUGCCAAAGGACAAACUCAAUCCUCCAACACCCAGUAUUUAUCUUGAAAACAAGAGGGACGCUUUCUUCCCUCCCCUCCAUCAGUUCUGCACCAGCCCUGCCAACCCGGUCACUGUCAUCAGGGGUCUGGCUGGAGCGCUGAAACUAGACUUGGGCCUGUUCUCCACGAAGACGCUGGUGGAGGCCAACCCUGAGCAUCUGGUGGAGGUGCGGACCCAGCUGGCCCAGCCCACCGAUGAGAACUGGGACCCCAGCGGUGGCAGGAAGAUGUGGCGCUGCGAGAGCAGUCGCUCCCAUACCACCAUCCUGAAAUACGCCCAGUACCAGGCCUCGUCCUUCCAGGAGUCCCUGCGGGAGGAGAAUGAGAAAAAGAAAGAGGUAGAAGCAGAGGCAGGUUCCUCAGACGGUGGAAUUCGGAGAAGGAAAGGCCCCUUCAAGCACAUCAAGUUUGGCACCAACAUCGACCUCUCUGAUGAGAAAAAGUGGAAGCAGCAGCUGCAGGAGCUGACCAAGCUGCCAGCGUUUGCCAGAGUGGUGUCAGCCGGAAACCUGCUCAGCCAUGUGGGCCACACCAUCCUGGGCAUGAACACCGUCCAGCUUUACAUGAAGGUCCCGGGGAGCCGGACUCCAGGUCACCAAGAAAACAACAACUUCUGCUCGGUCAACAUCAACAUUGGUCCUGGUGAUUGUGAAUGGUUUGCUGUGCCUGAAUCAUACUGGGGCGUCAUCAACGACUUCUGCGAAAAGAACAACAUAAACUUCCUGAUGGGCUCCUGGUGGCCCAACCUGGAGGACCUGUACGAGAACAACGUGCCAGUGUACCGCUUCAUCCAGCGGCCCGGGGACCUAGUGUGGCUCAACACGGGCACCGUUCACUGGGUUCAGGCCAUCGGCUGGUGCAACAACAUCGCAUGGAACGUGGGACCCCUUACAGCUCAUCAGUACAAGCUGGCAGUGGAGCGUUACGAGUGGAACAAACUGCAGAGCGUCAAAUCCAUCGUUCCCAUGAUCCACCUGUCCUGGAACAUGGCACGGAACAUCAAAGUGUCGGACCACAGGCUUUUUGAGAUGAUCAAGUACUGCUUGCUGCGGACACUGAAGCAGGUUCAGAUGCAGAGGGAAAUGCUGCUUGCGGCUGGGAAGGAGCUGGUGUGGCACGGUCGGACCCAAAGCGAGCCGGCGCAUUACUGCAGCAUCUGUGAGGUGGAAGUGUUUGACCUGCUGUUUGUGACCAGCGAGAGCAACAGCAGGAAAACGUACGUGGUGCAGUGCCAGGACUGUGCCAGGAGGGCGAGCACGAACCUGGACAACUUUGUGGUGCUAGAGCAGUACAAGAUAGAGGACCUCAUGCAGGUUUAUGACCAGUUCACACUGGCGAGCCCCCUGCCUUCCUCCUCUUGAUGGAGAAAUGUUCUUCUGAGAACAUUAUAGAACCAUAACAGACUUAAGUGGAAACUCUCAGAACUCCCCCCUCCCUUCCUCUCUCCCUUGUUUUCUUUUUCUGAUAUUCAGGAAGAAAGGCGGCAGUCCUCCAACUGCGUCCUGUAGCUAUCCCAUAAGGCAGCUGUGUGAAAAGCUGUGUGUCUAUGCAACCUGUCCCAAGCAGUGGGCCUCCCCCUGGUGGAGCGGAGGGGGGAUGGCAGCUCCCCCUGUCGUCAUGACCAGACUGUUCUACUGCUGGCCCAUCUGGACUUCACCAGAACACACAUCAAAUAAAAACAAAGAAUAGCAUCAAGUUUUGUACAUAUUGUGUUUGAACUGGCAACAUCGUCACACAGAGACUACUGAAUUGAUAGAUUUGUUAUUUAGCCGUUUUUUUUUUGUUUUUUUUGUUCUGUUUUUGGGUUGACAUCAGAGCUUUGUUCCCUCCAUGAGACGCGUGAUUAGCAUAGCAGUUCUUUUGUAAGUCAGACAUCUUGGUCAGGAAAACAAUGUACAUGUCAUGUAAAGUCUGUUUCUGUUCUUUACUCACCGAUAAACUUAAGUUUUGUUUUGUUGGUUCAUUGAGUUUCACAAUGUUGAGGAAGAGAAACGGAUUUACAGACAACCAGCCAAGUCACAGGAAAAAAAGGGUUGCACACAGACAAGAGUGAACUUUAAUCUGUGUUUUUUGUAUUUGGAUGUAAAUUUACACUAUUUAUGAAUUCAUAUUUAUUGCUUGAAAAUAUUUGUUGAUGGAAUGCUGUAAUUUUUCUCUAGAGUACCUGCCAUUAAAUUUGAGGGAGCCUUGUGAUUUUUUUUUUUUUUAAGCCCGGCCCCUUACGUUUUCUAUAUAAAUAAACAGCUUAGUAAGCGUUGUACAGAGACCUUACCUUGAAAUGGGUUUAUUGUUUGAAGGAUGUCUUAUGCUUAAAUAAACAAAAACAAUCUUUAUUUACA
Messenger RNA from Fundulus heteroclitus (mummichog), 5623 nucleotides. It is a transcript of the gene kdm6a, whose product is annotated as lysine (K)-specific demethylase 6A. Gene Ontology annotation, biological process: heart development; regulation of gene expression. Bases 317 to 4645 code for a protein of 1442 amino acids. The record is from RefSeq and is a predicted model, not a curated record. Gene Ontology annotation, cellular component: MLL3/4 complex. The transcript has 30 exons. NCBI's taxonomy places the organism in Eukaryota, Metazoa, Chordata, Actinopteri, Cyprinodontiformes, Fundulidae. Gene Ontology annotation, molecular function: histone H3K27me2/H3K27me3 demethylase activity; protein binding; chromatin DNA binding.